Messenger RNA from Equus quagga, 1214 nucleotides. RefSeq names its product RD3 regulator of GUCY2D (gene RD3). Lineage: Eukaryota; Metazoa; Chordata; Mammalia; Perissodactyla; Equidae. The coding region runs from base 419 to 1006 and encodes 195 amino acids. The record is from RefSeq and is a predicted model, not a curated record. The transcript has 4 exons.
CAGAACCCCUGUCCCUGUGAGACCCCACCACCAGGCUAAAGAAGCUCAGAGCCCACAGAACCCAGGACUCAGGUCAGGCCUUGCGGGCUGACAUCCAGAACUCCUUGCCCAGACAGUUACCCGCCAGUUCCAGAGCCUGAGCAGGCCUCAGCCACAGGCCCAGCCUCCCGAGGGUGGACGACAUCACCAGCGUGAACAACUCUGGGUCUGAAGGCGGCAACAAGGUGGCUAUUGAAUUAGAAAUGAUUGCUCAGAGAGGUUAAGCAACUCACUCGAGGCCACCCAGCUGUGAGGGUGAAGCAGAUCUUCCCACUUGGGUCCCAGCUCUCCUCCCUCCCGCUUACUCACCCCACCCUAACUGACAGAGGGGCCCAAGGAAGACACACUCCUGCCCCGUCUCAGCAGGGCCUGGGGGGCAAUGUCCCUCAUCCCAUGGCUCCGAUGGAAUGAGGCCCCCCCACGGCUGUCGUCCCGGAGCCCGGCGGAGAUGGUGCUGGAGACCCUCAUGAUGGAGCUGGCGGGGCAGAUGCGAGAGGCUGAGCGGCAGCAGCGGGAGCGCAGCAAUGCGGUCAGGAAGAUCUGCACCGGGGUAGACUACAGCUGGCUGGCCAGUGCGCCCCGGCCCGCCUACGACCUCAGCCCUGGGGAGCGGCUGCAGCUAGAGGGUGUCUGCGCCAAGAUCCACCCAUCCUACUGUGGGCCGGCCAUCCUCAGGUUCCGGCAACUGAUGGCGGAGCUCGAGCCCGAGGUGCAGGAGGUGGCCCGGCUCUUCCGCUCGGUGCUGCAGGAAGUCCUGGAGAGGAUGAAGCAGGAGGAGGAGGCCCACAAGUUGACGCGGCAGUGGAGCCUGCGGCCCCGCGGCAGCCUGGGCACCUUCAAGACGCGCGCGCGCAUCUCCCCCUUCGCCAGUGACAUCCGGACCAUCUCGGAGGACGUGGAGCGGGACACGCCGCCGCCGCCCCGGGCCUGGAGCAUGCCCGAGUUCCGGGCGCCCAAAGAGGACUGAGCCCCCCUCCCCUGCCCAGGAGCCGAGCCACCUGUGGGAGGGCAUGAUAGGCCGGUGACGGGUCCCCGGUCCUGGAACCUCCCCCCUCGACCCUGAUGAGGAGACCGCAGAGGCGGCCCCCUCCCACGCCACUUCUGUAAGAUGGAGCAACCCCUCUCCACCCACCCUCUCCCACUUGCCACCAGGCCCAGAGUCAGGGCUUGGAGAU